Molecule: messenger RNA, 249 nt
Organism: Penicillium maclennaniae
Lineage: Eukaryota; Fungi; Ascomycota; Eurotiomycetes; Eurotiales; Aspergillaceae
Exons: 2
Coding region: 1-249 (82 amino acids)
Source: RefSeq, a predicted model, not a curated record
AUGAAAGCGCUUGUUAGUGCUUGCAUAGAGUUCACAGAAAAAUGCUACAAAGAUCAGAGAAGCUGGAACGAUGAGAUGCAAUCUAGCGCGGAAGACCACCGGUCUCGGCAGGCUGCCAUUGAAAAGAAGCUCGCAAUAGUCGAGGCCGCCCUAGCAAAUUUAAUGAGCAGAAUGGUAGUUAUGGAAGGAAAUACAGACGAGACCGGAGAGCACUCGGGCAAAGCUAAUCCAAAGAAAAAUCGCAAGUAA